Penaeus indicus is the source of this 2503-nucleotide messenger RNA. RefSeq lists its product as uncharacterized. NCBI's taxonomy places the organism in Eukaryota, Metazoa, Arthropoda, Malacostraca, Decapoda, Penaeidae. The transcript is spliced from 10 exons. Gene Ontology annotation, molecular function: zinc ion transmembrane transporter activity. Bases 534 to 2036 code for a protein of 500 amino acids. The record is from RefSeq and is a predicted model, not a curated record. Gene Ontology annotation, biological process: zinc ion transmembrane transport; detoxification of zinc ion; intracellular zinc ion homeostasis. Gene Ontology annotation, cellular component: membrane.
CAACGGUGGGAGAAGCUGCUCAGUGUGUGUCCCGGCUUGAUAGAACAGCUGAACUAAUUUAAACGUGGUUUCGUUUUCGCUUUGUAGGACUAUGUGUAAACGGUAGCUGAUUAUUAUUUUCUUUCGUGUGUGAAUGUCUUCGUCGUUUUUUAUUUAUGUAUAUGUGAUUUAAGGUGAUGUGAUCGUGAUUGAGCUCAGAAUAAACAAUUAUGUGGUAAUGUUAACUCGCUGAAACUUACACGGUAAGAUAACUCGCGUAGCGUCGCGCGCACGAUGUAGAGAAUGUUCGCAUGUAUUUUAUAUACAGCAUUACGUAAAAGACAAUUUAAGAACGGUCUGUGAAACGGGAUAUCACAAUACUAUAAUCCACACGAAUCCGUUCCGCACCCUUCAUGACUAACGCCACAGGUGUGUGAGAACUAGCGCACACGUAUAGCUGCUUAGGCCUAACAUAGUUGGCAUCACCCCAGUAGCCGCAUUCGUCUAUAGAAAGGGAGUAUGUGCAAGAAAACCUCACAAGCUCAGCGCUGAAGAUGGCGGAGAAGGGAGAGCUGCUCCGGCGGAUCCCGAGUGUCAAGUUAUGGCUGGUUCUCACCUUCACUCUCGCAUACACCGUGGUGCUCCUCGUCGCUGACUACACUACUCAUUCCCUGACGCUGAGAGUGGAGGAGUAUCAUGCUCUCUACAACCUCUUAUCGCUCAUCGGAUGCUUGCUCACGAUGAAGUUAUGUUCGAGGCCCCAGAGCUUGCACAACACCUUCGGAUGGGCCCGGCUGGAGGUGUUGUCAAUGCUCACGACGCUUCUGUUCCUGACUGCUCUCUGCUUCAGCGUCGCCGUCGAGGCCAUCCAGACGGCCGUGCACGCAGGUCAUCAGGACGCCAUGCACCAUCCACUCCAGGUUCUUAUGCUGGGCAUCGUUGGCCUGGUUAUUAACGGCGUCGUCUUCUGUCUCAUAGGAGGGUACACGCAUCAUCAAGGGUGUUUCCUAGAAAUGCGCCCUUCAGGAGGCGUCUGGGUCGGCCGGCAGGUCACGCAAGAGGCCGUCCAGGCAGGCCGCAGGACGCUGUCUUCAAGGAACCUCAAGGCAGGAGCAGCAAAACCUUCAAGGAUAAGGCAGGGCGUCUUGGAAGUCCUCAGGGAUAUUUGCGGUGUAUUGCUGGUGAUGGUGUGCGCCGCUGUAGUGUACUGGGACAACGGGGGAACCAUAGCACUCUACAUUGAUCCCGCUCUUGCUGUGACUUCAGCUGCCCUUCUCAUGUGGUUUAGUUUCCCCUAUGGGAAGGAAUGCUGCCACAUACUACUGCAGACAAUUCCUGGCCACAUAGACGUAGAGGAGUUCCAGGCACGAUUCUUGCAAGAAUUUCCUGCAAUUGUCAAUGUUCAUCACCUCCAUAUCUGGACCUUUACUCCUGAAAAUGUAGUAGCAACGGCACACGUGGUCUUUUCAUCUCCGCGAGUGUACCUCAACAUGAAAGCUGCUCUUACACACUUCUUCCACGAGGAGGGCAUAACGAAAGUCACUCUACAGCCAGAGUACCUUGAGAUAGGCACAGAUGAGGCGCUGGAUACCAUCCUGCCGACGAAGGGACAAGUGUGUCUUCUGAGAUGCGAAAAUGAGCAUUGUUUCCAGAAGGAAUGCUGUCAUGAGUGCUGCCACCAGGAACUCACUACUGUCACCACUACUAGGUCACGGGUAGUUACUGCAAAUACCAAGACAUUGGAGGAGUGUUUACCCACCAACACCGCAUACACCAUGGCAGACGCGCCAAGUAAACAAGUGAACAGUGAGACAGGUGAUAAACAAGUGAAUAUCGAGGCAGGUGAAGGAGUCCCACUUGAGAAAGAUCCAAGUCCACUUCUGUCGAAAACUCCAAAAGAAAAGGAUCAGACGGCGCAGCCAGAGGAGGAGAUUCCGUUCUUGCAGAGUGUAAUUGUUUCAAGUGGUGAUGCCAGUGAGAGCAGAAGCCCUCAGCAAAGUGAAGAAAAUGUGAAGAUACAAAAAGAGGCUUUAGGACAUGAAAGUGAAAGAAAUUAGUACUAAGUGAUUUACUCUAAAUAUGAUUGCAUUUCACAACAGUAUCUAGACUUUUAUUGAAAUAAACUAUGCAGAAAGAGUCACAUUGAUUAUAUAUACUUUAAACUUUAUAAUAUAUAUAUAUGAUAUAUAAAACGGGUUCUGCUUUAUUGUUUCAAAUUUCGAGUCAUUAUAAAGUGCCAGGCUCAGAGCUCACCGUCAAGAAUUUUUACUCGAUUUGUUACAAUGAGCUCACAAACUGCAACUUGUGAAAACUUAUUUUUCGUUAGUGCUUGAUUUAGCGAUACUGAGUAUAAAACAAGACCUUCUUUAAGGAUUUUCUAGUGGGGUUUCCAUUGAAAAAGGGACCAAUUUUGUAUAUCAUGAUAUCAGUUGAUAUUAAGAAGAGAGUUGCCUUGUUUAUUCUACUGUUACAAGUUACAUCCGUAAACGAAAACCGCUUGAAAUGUCAGAUCAAAACACACACA